Messenger RNA from Nycticebus coucang (slow loris), 957 nucleotides. RefSeq names its product family with sequence similarity 163 member A (gene FAM163A). The record is from RefSeq and is a predicted model, not a curated record. Bases 405 to 908 code for a protein of 167 amino acids. NCBI's taxonomy places the organism in Eukaryota, Metazoa, Chordata, Mammalia, Primates, Lorisidae. The transcript is spliced from 5 exons.
GGGAGGGCGCGGAGUCUCACGUGUGCCGCCCCAGCCGCGGCGCCGGGAAGGACGCGCAGACCCCAAGCGCGGAGCGCGGAGCCUGCCAGGGCUGCGGGGCCGGUCAGGGCUGCGGGACCGGCCAGGGCUGCGGAGCCGGUCAGGGCGCGCCUCCGCGCGGGGAGGAGACGAGCGGCGUGCCUGGAGGCCCGAGGACCCCGCGGGGGCCCCGGCUCCGCGCGUGGAUGUGCCUGGCCGCGGCGCACUUUCGAGGGCACCUCGACACCGGGGUCUGAUGCCCUUGGCUGUGAUGCACCCCCGACUUCUGUCCUCUCAGGCACAACCUGCGUGACUGAGCCACUGCUGCUCCAGCUGUUUCACGUCACCGUUCCCUUUACUGAACAGUUUGAUGGGGCGUCGGGCGGAUGACAGCGGGAACGGUUGUGAUCACCGGUGGAAUCCUAGCUACGGUGAUCCUCCUCUGCAUCAUUGCCGUCCUGUGCUACUGUAGGCUCCAGUAUUACUGCUGCAAGAAGAGCAGAACCGAGGAUGCAGACGAGGAGGAGCAGCAGGAGCAUGACCUUCCUGUGCACCCCAGAGGCCCCAGCUGCAAUGCCUGCAGCUCCCAAGCCCUGGACAGCAGAGGCGGCCUGGCACCUCUCCCUGGAGAGCCCUGCAGCCAGCCAUGUGGGGUGGAAGGAAGCCACUGCACCACCUGCUCCCCGUACAGCUCCCCCUUUUACAUGCGGACGGCUGACAUGGUGCCCAAUGGGGGUGGAGGCGAGAGGCUCUCCUUUGCCUCCACAUACUACAAAGAAGGGGGGACCCCAUCCCUCAAAUUGGCAGCGCCCCAGAGUUACCCGGUGACCUGGCCAGGCUCUGGGCGUGAGGCCUUCACCCAUCCAAGGGCUAUUAGUACGGAUGUGUAACACCCUCCACCUCUGACCCACACACGCUGACAACUGCUGCCCAGCAGGG